Molecule: messenger RNA, 4092 nt
Organism: Fundulus heteroclitus (mummichog)
Lineage: Eukaryota; Metazoa; Chordata; Actinopteri; Cyprinodontiformes; Fundulidae
Gene: sez6l2
Product: seizure related 6 homolog (mouse)-like 2
Exons: 19
Coding region: 214-2889 (891 amino acids)
Biological process (GO): synapse maturation
Cellular component (GO): endoplasmic reticulum; neuronal cell body
Source: RefSeq, a predicted model, not a curated record
AAUGCCCUCACAUCAUAGCCGAAUGCGUCAACCACACGGUAACCAGCUAGAGGCAAUCUCACCAGCACAAACACAGCCGUGUUUACGGCCUUAAGCAACGCUGUGUCCGCCGAGAUAGGAGAUAUAAAAAACAGCAAUAAUAAACGGCUGCGGACGCAUCUGGGAAGACAGCUCCCUUUAACCUUCUCAGGUCAUUCAGCUUCAUCCAGAAACAUGGGGUUCGCACAGCUUGCUGCGAUGUUCUCUGUCACCAUGAUGCACAUGGUUUCAGGUAUGACCUUCAUGACUCCUGAGCAUGAUACUUCACCGACGGCAGCUCCAGACUCCUAUCCACCAGGUGAGCUGAUACACGCUGCCCUGCAAAGUAAAGAGUACCUGGGACAGGUCUCUGGAGGCACAGGUACCACCACCAAUCCAACACAGGCCGUGCCUGGGCUGGCACUGGCUGAGUCUACAGCAGCAGCCAUAUCGCCGGGGCUUCUCACCACAGCUUUAGGGUCCUCCUCUGCUGCAGGCAAGACGGGAUCAAGGAGUCCCAUGUCUUCGUUCCCCUUAGAAGAAGAGACCACCACCACUCUGAUUACCACAACCACCAUAACCACAAUGCACAUGCCAGUGCAGUGCAAUGCCACUUUGUCAGCAAUGGAGGAUUUUGUUGAGUCUCCAGAUCCUGGAUCAUCGACCUCAUUUUCUACCCUGGAAUGCACCUACAGCAUUACUGUGUAUCCGGGCUACGGUGUGGAAAUUCAGGUGAGAAAGACGAACCUCUCAAAGGAAGAAUCUCUGGUGAUUAUGGGUCAAGGCGGUUCAGGGCCGGAGCUCUUAGCCAAUGAGACGCUGAUGAAAGAGGGACAGGUGAUCCGCAGCACAACCAAUCAGGUUUCCAUUCACUACCGCAGUCUCCGGCAGUCCAACCAUGGCACGUUCAGCCUUCACUAUCAAGCCUUUCUACUGUCCUGCCCUUUCCCCACGUCGCCUGUGGGCGGCGGAGUGACGGUGACAGACAUCCAUCCCGGAGGCCAGGCACACUUCCACUGCGAUCCGGGCUUCCAGAUCCGCGGCCACGAGGUGUCAGCGUGUGUCAACACCACGCAGCCCCACUGGAGCACGCCUGAGCCUCAAUGUGUUGUUGUUUCUUGUGGAGGAUGGAUUCGGAACGCCACUGUCGGACGGAUACUGUCUCCGCCUCCUCCACCUGUCAGCAACCACAGUAAUGGAAAUAAUCUGAGCUGCCACUGGCUGAUAGAAGCCAAAGAAGGACACAGGCUGCACCUACACUUUGAGAGGAUUGCUCUAGAUGAGGAUGAUGACAAGUUAAUUGUCCGUAGUGGGAACAGCUCGUUAUCCCCGCCGCUCUUUGACUCUGAUCUUGACGACGUCCCGGAGCGCGGGCUGCUUAGCGAGGGCUCCAUGCUGUACCUGGAGCUCACAGCUGAUUCGUCCUCCAUUCCUCUGCUGCUGGCACUCAGAUAUGAGGCUUUUGACGAUGAGCACUGCUGGGAGCCCUACAUGCCUCAUGGAAACUUCAGCAGCAGCGACAUCUCAUACCAGCUGGGCACCAUUGUCACCUUCAGCUGCUCUCCAGGAUUCGUAAUGGAGCAGGGUUCAGGGACCAUUGAGUGUGUUGACCCCGGCAGUCCCCACUGGAACGACAGCGAGCCCGUGUGCAGGGCUUUGUGUGGAGGAGAGCUGACCGAGCCUUCUGGUACCAUUCUGUCCCCCGACUGGCCCCAGAGUUACUCCAAGGGUCUGGACUGCGUUUGGCAGAUCCAUGUUAAUGAGGAGAAGCGAGUUGAACUGGAGGUCCAGAUCCUCAAUAUUCGGCACACUGACGUCUUGACGGUUUUCGAUGGCCGUGACCUCACCUCUGACGUGAUCGGUCAGUACCUGGGCUCCAAAGAGCGCUUUCAAGUCGUGUCUGUGGGGUCAGAGGUCACUAUUCAGUUUCAGAGCGACCCAAACGAUUCCAGUUUCAUCCUCAGUCAGGGGUUCCUCAUUCAUUACCGCGAAGUUGAGCCAAACGACACCUGCCCCACCCUCCCUCAGAUCGAGUUUGGCUGGAUCAGCUCCUCUCACUCCUCUCCUGUGAGAGGCAGCGUGCUGACCUAUCAGUGCCAGCCAGGUUAUGACAUCAGCGGCUCAGACAUCAUCACCUGCCAGUGGGACCUGUCCUGGAGCAGCGCCCCACCCACGUGUGUUAAAGUCCAACAUUGCCCUGAUCCGGGAGAGGUGGUGAACGGGGCACGCUCAGUGCGUCCUGAAGCCGGCUUCGCUGUCGGCACCGUUGUGCGUUUCUCUUGUAACCAGGGCUAUCAACUUGAAGGCACCAGCCAAAUCUCCUGCCACGGGCGGGACACCGGUACCCCUAAGUGGAGCGACCGCAGCCCAAAGUGUGUCUUGAAAUAUGACCCAUGCCCAAACCCGGGGGUCCCUGACAACGGCUACCAAACGUUGUACAAACACAGCUACCAGGCCGGGGAAACUCUGCGCUUCUUCUGCUAUGAGGGUUAUGAACUCAUUGGGGAGGUCAUCAUCAGCUGUGUUCCUGGCCACCCAUCUCAGUGGAACAGCCCACCACCCUUUUGCAAAGCAUCAUACGAGGAGCUUUUUGAUGACCACAAAUCAGAAGUGUCCCAGUCUUUCGAGCCAUCCCAUCAGAUACUGAGUGAAAACAUCGCCUUGGCGAUAAUUCUGCCCAUCAUCCUGGUCAUUCUCCUGAUUGGAGGCAUUUACAUGUACUACUCAAAUAUUUGCAGACUAGAAUGGAAGCCUCUCUUCUGGAAGUCUCUCUCUCACACGCACUCCUACAGUCCUAUUACAGUCGAAUCGGAUUUUAACAACCCUCUCUACGAAGCGGGAGACACACGGGAGUAUGAAGUAUCCAUUUAAAGAAGAACAUUUCUGGGUGAGAAAUAAAACCACAGAAGCAUCUAAUUCUUGAGGAAGACAACGUCUUUUUGUAUAAAAAGGCCUCAUUCCCCCCUGUGUUACUUUUUUUUUCUCUCUCUCUCUUUUUAUUGUUGCACCAUUACUGCUAUGAAAUACUUUAUAUUGAUUGUGCUGCAUCUGCCAAAAUUGAGACCCAGGUAAUAGUCUAACUUUCUGUAUUGUUAGGACUGGUGCCUUAUGAAGGAUGGGAAAUUGAUUUAAAAAAAAUAAAAAAAUAAAAAAUCUGAAACGAUUGUCGGCAGAGAAACUGUAAAUGAGAAAAGGGGGAGUUUUUAAUUUCUGUUAUUCUUUUAGGACGAGGCUAAAACAUGAGAGAACAUGGCAAUACUUUAUUUGAAACAAUCAAAGAUUAAGUUCAUGAUCCUGUAAUACAUGCUGAAUGUUUGUUUCAACUUUCUAAAGUGGUUCUUAUUAUGUUUUACGGAGUUUUGCAGCAAAGAGGGGGAAAAAAACUCUUUUAAAAACAAUAAUCUUUCUCUUCCUCUCGUUUUUUUCCCUCACAGGUUGUAACAAAUUCACACUAUUUGAAUGUAAAUAUUUGACUUAAUAUAUAAACUCGGUGGCAGGAGGUUAUAUAUAUUUUCCUUAUAUACAUAUAAUGAAAGUUCUGUGCCAAAAUAUAAUGUUAAAUAAUUUAAUGUCUCUUAGUGUUUCAUCCGUUGUUGGAAUAGUGUUUACAGAGGCAGUGUUUAUUUUAUUCUUCGCUGUUUCUGCCGUCAUCAGCAAACUGUCACGCCUCACACUGUAUAAGCAAAGGUGAGGACAUGAAUGUCAUAAUGCUUUGAGCAUGCACUGAUUGUAAAUUAUACUGCUUAUGCUCAAUCUCUUACAUUAGCAUUAUAGUUACUGGCAGGUAUCAUUGUUAUCAAAUUUGGUGUUGUAUGCAAUACGUUGAUGAGAAACUUUCAAUCUUGCCGCUUGCUGUGAUGCGCAUUAUGUAUUUAUUUACGAACGAUAGUUUGAACAGUGAAUUUCUCGUAUUCACUGGACCAAAUGAGGGGGUUCCUGGAGACUGUUGCUUUGUUGACUUAAAUCUUCUACAAUCAUCAGCAGCAUUUCUUUGCUUCAUAUAUAGACACAUUCUUUCUUAAGACAGUGAAUCAUUUGCAGAAUUGGAAAUAAAGUCUUUGUUGAAUGGUGUAA